CUUGAAAAAAGAACCUUCCAUUCCAAUCACCAUUCUUCAUCACACGCUUCAUUCUCAUGUCCUCAGCAUCCAUCACCACCGCAUCCGAACCCAAGCUCCGAAACCCGUUUCUCCCUCCACCGUUCCCCCUUGGCACGGGAAACCCGACACCGCAACCACUCCAGUCAAAUCUAAACGUCCCCACCUUUCGGGGCUGUACACCUCCCCCCCACACACCGCUGCACCAGUACUUCCAGACGAGAGAGAGCACACAAGACCCAAGGCAGCCACGAGGCAUCACACGAGGCGCACACGAGGCCAAUCUCCUCGCCGUUCGCAAUUGGCCCGUAUCAGCUCUUCUUCUUCGUCUUCUCAAGAGCCGGUGCAAGCCACCGCCUGAUCGCCUUGAGCUUAGACAUCCCCGUCAGCCGACCACAUGUCCACCUCUCUCCCUCCUGACGUUUUUGACGCAUGCAGUUGCGGGUAUUGUGCGACCGAGAACGCAAGGCCGCCGGGCCUCAUCGAGAUUUUGCGCCGUCUGUUUGACACUCCAUGAUAUAAUGCGUAGCCUAUAUACAAUCAACCUAUUCGCACCCAUGUGUGCGUUCGAGAACUCAAGGAUGAAAACCCAAACGCCAUGGUUAUCUCCCUCAAUCAAUCUCACCUCAAAAGAAGCACAUAUCCCCCCCCAUUUUAUCGUUUCUGGAUCUGCAUGAAUCAGUGGAACCCUUCCCCGUUAACGCCCGCUAUGCAGCUGUUCCCAAUCAUGCAUCCCCACAGGAUUUCAUGAAAUAAUAUACCCUU
This is a messenger RNA of Microdochium trichocladiopsis, 783 nucleotides long. RefSeq lists its product as uncharacterized. NCBI's taxonomy places the organism in Eukaryota, Fungi, Ascomycota, Sordariomycetes, Xylariales, Microdochiaceae. The record is from RefSeq and is a predicted model, not a curated record. The transcript has a single exon. Bases 57 to 695 code for a protein of 212 amino acids.